This is a messenger RNA of Athalia rosae (coleseed sawfly), 6318 nucleotides long. Its product is annotated as NFX1-type zinc finger-containing protein 1-like. The transcript is spliced from 16 exons. The coding region runs from base 491 to 6196 and encodes 1901 amino acids. Gene Ontology annotation, cellular component: nucleus; nuclear RNA-directed RNA polymerase complex. The record is from RefSeq and is a predicted model, not a curated record. Gene Ontology annotation, molecular function: helicase activity; zinc ion binding. NCBI's taxonomy places the organism in Eukaryota, Metazoa, Arthropoda, Insecta, Hymenoptera, Athaliidae. Gene Ontology annotation, biological process: regulatory ncRNA-mediated heterochromatin formation.
GGGGAUUCCCAGGCCUCAUUGCCAACACAAGUCGUCUUCAUAUUUAUUGAGUUUUUUUCAUGUAAUCAACAGUGAUUUUUGCGGUUUUCGCGGGUGAGCAUCUUCGUCCUCAUCGGAUGUUUUGGCUUCCGAGUUAUCAUGUUUGUUCGUAUUUGAUUCACUUGUUAGUAAUUUUCGGUUUUUGCGAGAGGGUUUUAGGCAGUGGUCUCGGUUCCUCUUUCGUCGGGACGUCAUUCGGUUUCGGCAGUUUGGAAUUUGGCCAAUACAGCCAGGUACGUACGUAUGUAUGUACGUUACGCACGUAGUCAUAGGUCUGAAUUCGUUGGACGUAACCUUUGAUUCAGGGAAUAAGGGAUCCUCUAGACGUCACGCACGUUUCAUAUGGCAUGUCAUACAGUCACAGUUGUCAACUACAAGUGAAAUAGGACCUCAUACGUUGAUGCAUGCAGUCGGUUUGACGGUGAGAAAUUACAAAUACAAGUGAUAGAAAAUGUCUGGAUAUAAUCGCAAAGGUCGUGGCCGGCCAAGGGGUAGGGGGAACGGACCUCAGACGGAACGAAGCAAGUCACCAUCCAAAAGACAAAGGGCAAAUGUCAAUCAAUACCAAAGAGUAAAUAAAAAUGAUAACCGUGCUUCAAGAGACUCGAGUGAAAGUAGACAAUCUAAUGCAGAGCAAAAGCGUGCUCCAAGAUAUUCAAAGUUCAAUCAGUUGUUGAGAUUGAGCAAAAUGAAUGGCAAUGAAAUAGCUGCUGAAGUAUAUGCAAAUACAGAUUUUAAGCUAUUAUUAAACAGCAAUUUGAACAACGAUUUUUUGGUACUCACAAUUCGGGUUUUGGCAGAGCUGAGGUUUUCUAAUUUCACAAGAAUUGUAAGAAAUAUACUAACAGAUGCUUGUAAAUCAAGGUUUUUUGAAAAGUUGAAAUACCAUUUAGAAAUUCUACCCCUCGAAUCCCAAGUCAAUAUGAGAGAAAAUAAAUUUUACUGGGAAGAUGUUGACGGUUUCUGGGAAGCCUUGGCUAUGUUUUUCAAAACAAUCAUCAAUAUUGUUCCGGUAGAGGCUCACCACAAAUUGAUACCACUAAUCCUGCAACACAUUAUACAAUCCAUUAUGACACAAGCAACUCAUGAUAUUGAUCUUCACAUAAAAACACAAUUCAAGCAAUUAUCUGAUCAACUCUAUGAAAAGAAAAAAAAAAAUGUCAUUUACGAAGCGUCGAGUAGAGCAACUAUGUUGGAUUUCCGACAAUUGAGCGUUGUCCCGACAGUAGAAGAUCUCAAUGAUCACCAUCCUUACAUCAGGCCUUGUAGGAUUCAAGGCGCAUAUGAUUCAGUUGAACAUUACCUAGAUGUACAAUUUCGUCUGUUACGUGAAGACUUUAUCUUUCCAUUGAGAAACGGGAUUCUAGAAUACAAAAGAUUGGCAGAUACAAGAAUCCGUUCCACACAAAUUUCGGACAUACGAGUUUUUCAGGAAGUGGAAAUAAUUAGCCCAACAAUAGUGAAGGACAAAGUCGGUUUUAUCAUUUCCAUUGGAAAAAAACAGAAGAUAAACUGGAUUCGUUCAAAAUGCUUCAUGUAUGGAUCACUUUUAUGUUUAACUAAUGAUAAUUUCAACAGUGUUCUGUUUGCUACCGUUGCUGAGCGUGAUCCAAAAUUGUUAGAAAAAGGAGAGGUCAUUAUCGAACCUUGUAUAGGUACGCAAAUCACAGAUGGAAUGUACAAUUGCAAAUUUGUCAUGGUGGAGUCAAAAGUGUAUUUCUUGCCAUACUAUUAUACCCUUAACAGUUUACGUGACAUGUCUGAAGAGAAUUUCCCAAUGAAGCGGUACAUAAUAGAUGCAAAAUCCACAGCUACCCCACCGAAGUAUCUUAACCACAGUACCGUUUAUGCGUAUAAAGAAUUUAAAAUCACCGUUUUGGACAAUAAAUCUUGGCCGAGUCCUGUAAAGCUUGGACUUGAUAUAUCACAGUAUGAAGCACUCAAAGGUGCCCUUCAACAGGAAUUAUCAGUAUUGCACGGGCCACCAGGAACUGGAAAGACGUUUAUGGCACUACAAAUAGCCAGUACAUUAAUAACUAAUUCCUCAGCAUGGUAUAAUCCAGCACAGCCAACGCCUAUGAUUGUUGUUUGCUUGACGAAUCACGCUCUAGAUCAAUUUCUGGAAGGUAUUCUAGAAUACACGGACUCUCUGCUCCGUAUCGGGGAACAGUCUAAGAAUCCAAAGUUAGCAAAAUAUAAACUGAAGACUGUGCGAGAUAAUUACUUGAAAGAUGAGAAAAAUAAACAUCAUGCCUGGCAGCGUACGGGUUAUUAUCGGAGGGAGUUGAAGCGGAUACUGGAUCAACUUGGAGAAGCCUAUUCAGCUUUUAAGGCUUUAACUAGUUGUACGUCACUUGUUUCGCCAAAUUUAUUCCGCACAUAUCUCAGCAAUCAAGAAUUACAAAAUUUAACCGCUAGAAAUCUGCUUACUAAACUUUUUGGCACUUAUCUGGCUGAUAUAGCUGUUCAAAUAAAUCCAACUCAAUGUGAGUCUGUUCAGUCACCACUCAUCGAUGAUAGUGACUCUGAAAAUGAAUACAUAGAUGCAGAUGAUGACUUGGAAGUAGCAAGUGUCAGUCAUGCAGAUGAUUCAAGUUUUACUUGCUUGGAGAUCAGUCACAUAGAUAUUGCUAAACGUGAUUGUGAAACAGAACUGAGUAAACAUAAAGCAGACAGCCACCAAUUCAAACAACUCAGCUCUCAAUUGUCUCAACUGCAAUUUCUUCAAACUGCUUUGACGGCAAGACUCAGUGAGCAUCCGCAAAACAUGCAUAAGUCAGAAGCAGGUCCGUUGUUACGAGACAUCAAUUGGGAAACAUAUUGGUAUUGGCUGGAAAGCUGCCAUCUAUCUGUUAAGGAGAAAAUAAAACUUUUGGAAAAAGAGUAUCAAGAAAUUUCUUCGCAGCUAAGUGACUUCAAAAGUAUAACUGAUUUAGAAGUAAUGCGGAAUUCUUUGGUUAUUGGUUUGACCACAACAGGCGCAGCUAGGCUACACGAAUCAUUGCGAGCUCUACAAUCUCCGAUAGUGUUAGUAGAGGAAGCAGCUGAAAUACUCGAAGCCCAUGUAAUUUGCUCUUUAACGGAACAUUGUCAACAAGUCAUCCUGAUUGGCGAUCACAAACAACUACGUCCAAAACCAGCCACUUAUGAAUUGGAAAAAUAUUAUAACCUUGACAUUUCUCUUUUCGAAAGGAUUGUAAAAAUGAGAGACAAGUGCACGCAGUUAGUUAUUCAACACCGAAUGAGGCCAGAAAUUUCUGCAUUGUUGACCCCAUCUAUCUACGAAAAAUUGUCAAACCAUAUAUCGGUUUAUUCACAUCCUAUGGUGAAGGGCAUGAAUAAAAGUUUAUUCUUUCUUAACCACAGUAAUGAAGAAUCAAGAUCUUCGGACAUAGAAUCUGUGUCCAAUCCAUUUGAAGUUAAAUUUCUGCUGGCUCUGGCAAAACAUCUAAGGUUCCAAGGAUAUGCACCAAAAGAAAUUACAAUACUGAGCACGUAUAAUGGUCAGUUGUUCAAAUUCAAAGAGGCUGCAAAGAACAUACCAAUUUUGCGCGAAGUGCGCCUAACAACAGUUGAUAACUAUCAAGGCGAAGAAAACAAGAUCAUACUGUUAUCGUUGGUGCGUAAUAAUAAAUCGGGCAAUGUUGGCUUUUUACGAAUAGAGAAUAGAGUUUGUGUGGCACUAUCACGUGCUCGCGAAGGAUUCUACAUUAUGGGAAACAUGAACAAUCUGAUCGUUGGAAACGAAAUCUGGCCAAAAAUUAAGAGAACACUGGAAAGCUCCAAUGCUCUUGGAGACCAUCUGGUCUUGCAAUGCCAAUUACACAGCGAUCAGUUAACAGAGGUAAAGUCUGCUUCUGAUUUCAAACAUUCUAUCGAUGGUGGGUGUACUCGGCAAUGUGAUGCACUUUUAUCUUGUGGACAUACCUGUAAUAAGCGUUGUCAUUUAUCAAACCGUGAGCAUAAAAAAUACAUUUGUAAACAACCUUGUCUACAAGCGUGCAUAAGGGGACAUGUUUGUGGAUUGCUGUGUAAUGAGACCUGUAAACCUUGUCAAAACAUCAUUACCUUUACGCUGAGUUGUUCGCAUACUUGCCAGCUUCCUUGUAGUACAGAUAUCACAAAAUAUGAAUGCAAUGUUGAGAUCACAACUAUGUUGCAAUGUGGCCACGUGGUUACAAAGCCUUGUCAUCGCCCCGCUUCAACAUAUCCGUGCCCUAUGCCUUGCAAAUAUGCAUUACAAUGUGGUCAUGUAUGUCGUAAGAAAUGCCACGUCAAAGACGAUCCCUGUCAUUUAAAGUAUAUUUGUCAAGAAAAUUGUAAAAAAAUUGCAAUUGGCUGCGAAUCGAAUCAUCUUUGUCCAAAGAAGUGUCAUGAGCUAUGUGAACGUUGUGCCAUUGUUGUGAAAAAGGAUCGUUCAUGUGGCCAUACAAGGCGCAUCGAAUGUUCAACGGAUGUGGAAUCUAAAAUUUGUGCAAAGAAGUGCAAUCGCAAUUUACCCUGCGGACACCCAUGCAAGCGCACAUGUUCUGAGCCAUGUGGACAGUGUAAAAUAAUGGUCGAUAAAAUUAUUCCCGACUGUGGUCAUGUUCAGGAAAUCGAAUGUGGCAAGAAGCCAUUGGCUAAACUUUGUAAAAGUAAAUGCCACCGUAUGUUGAAAUGUGGACAUCCUUGCAAAGCUCUAUGUUCUGAACCUUGCACAAAAAAAUGCGAGUAUCCAAGGCCUAUGCUAAAGCCUGGCUUAUGUCAACACUCUUAUGCGUUACCGUGUUACAAAAUAGAAGCUGGUUUAGCAGAAUAUGCCGAUGCGCUGCUACAACAUUGUCCAACUCCAUGCGCAGCUCAGUUGCCUUGCGGUCACGUGUGCGGUGGCACCUGCGGGACCUGUAAACAAGGGCGAAUUCAUGAACCCUGCCGUGAAAAAUGCAACAAAAUUCUUCUCUGUGGCCACAAAUGCCAGGAUCUUUGCAAAGAUAUGUGUUCGCAAUGUGGGGAAGUAUGCUCCCUAAGAUGUGAGCAUGAUGUAUGCCGGAAUGCAUGUCGAGCACCUUGCAAACCAUGUCAGAAACCUUGUACUUUGAAAUGCCAACAUAUCCAAUGCAAAAAAAUGUGUAGCGAAAUAUGUGACCAGGAUCACUGUGACAAACCUUGCGCUGAGCAGCUUAAAUGUGGUCACCAAUGUGUCGGAUUUUGUGGUGAACCAUGCCCACCGCUGUGUCGGAUUUGUGAUACAAUGGAAUUAUCGAAAUUCAUUAGAGAGAGCCAUAAAAAUGAUGUGCGAUUUGUGUACCUACCAGACUGUGGUCACAGCAUCGAAAGCAAUUUCCUUGAUUGGGUAUGGCUGAAAAGCAACAGAAUUGGUAUUAAAACAUGCCCGCAAUGCGAAACGCGUAUUAUACAUUGUAAACGAUAUGCAAAUCAAAUCAAGAGAGAGCGUAUAAACAGGCAAUUCGUCAGCACCAACGUAUACCAAAAACGGUUAAAAUUGAUUAUUGAUAAGCAGAGAAUUAUCAACGACAUUACCCGUCUGCUAUCGACGUAUACAUCACAGUUUCCAGACAUAAAAGCUCGCAGGAAUCUGGUCGAAAGCUUGCAAUUUUUUGUUGACCACGCUCAAUUUCUCAACAUUUUACAGCUCAAAGAUAUGAGCAUCAAAUUAACAAUUGCUGAAACUAUUUUAAGUGAACUUCAAAAGGUACCGAGUGCUUAUCGUAAUGUCAAUGACUGUCCUGUCAUUUUCAACCAAGUGAUCAUGCUAAUGACAUCUCUCUCUCCCGAUACUCAUCUCUCCAAUCAAAUGGUUGAUGAUCUUCGAAAUGAGCUCAACAGAUUAUAUUACAUGGUUCAGCUCUCUAAACUCGAGAGAACAAAGGGGUUAGCCCAAAGUGGACCUGCGCUACAAAUGGAAAUCAUUCGUUUAGGAUUGUUGAACUUGAGAAAAUUCACGGAAUACACCGGAAACGUAAUCUUCAAACAAUUAUCUGAUCUCCGUCAAUCACUUAAAUCACGAGUCAAGCUUAAUGAAGUAAAAGGUAUCAAUGUUUUAAGUGUAGUUGGGAUAGAAGAAGAAGGUUGGUACAAGUGUCCUAACGGGCACAUUUUCUCAAUAGAAUGUAAAAUAUGUCCUUCGGCACCACUAGCUCCCGUUGUGAAGUAAAUUAUGAAUACAUAUACUAUACGUUUAUCAGCUAUAGUCAGGAUGUAAUUAUUUUGUGUUUUUGUUAUAUAUGGUUAUUUGAUGCAUUAGAAAUGUAUGCAAUAGAAAAAUGCUUGCGACAA